UGUGACGGGCGGGAGCGGGACCUGUUGUGGACGAUGUUGCUGCUGAUCUUGUUGCCGCUUCUCUCCCGGUCUGGAGCCGCCGCACCGCCGGCCUGGGACCCCCACAAGCCCGCGGCCACGGACUGGCUGACCAGGUUUGGCUACCUGCCGCCCCCCGAUGCCGCCAGCGGCCAGCUCCAGGUGCAAGAGGCUUUAACUGAGGCCAUCAAAGCCAUGCAGAGAUUUGCAGGACUCGAGAUCAACGGCCUGAUAGAUGAGGCAACGCUAUCAUUGAUGAAGACCCCGCGCUGCUCUCUGCCCGACGUGGCCGACUCUGACACGGGCAGCCGCAAGAGAGAGGUCCAUCCCGGCACUAAGUGGAACAAGAGGAACCUGUCAUGGAGGGUGCGUACGUUCCCGCGGGACCCCCACCUUGGGCACGACACUAUCCGGGCCCUCAUGUACUACGGGCUGAAGGUGUGGAGCGACGUGGCACCGCUCAACUUCCACGAGGUUGCCGGGGACAACGCGGACAUCCUGAUCGACUUCUCCACGGCCCAGCACCAGGACGCGUACCCCUUCGACGGGCCCGGGGGCGCUGUAGCUCACGCCUUCUUCCCCGGAGACGGCCCAGCCGCGGGGAAGGUGCACUUUGAUGACGAUGAGGCCUGGUCAUUCAGGUCCGCAGAUAUUCAGGUGAUGGACCUGUUUGCGGUGGGGGUCCAUGAGUUUGGCCACGCCAUUGGACUUCCACACUCUUCAUCCAAUGUGUCUAUAAUGAGACCCUACUACCAGGGCCCAGUGGGAGACCCCCUGCAGUAUCGACUGCCCCGUCACGACCAGCUGAGCGUCUGGCAAAUGUACGGGGUCAGGGAGCUGCUGUUCCCCACCAGCCAGCCGCAGACAGAGAGCUCCUCGGACCACCCUGUACUACCCGCUGCCUCGCCAGGACCACGGCCUACCGCCCCGGUGAGGGGGGGUCUCCCGGACAGAUGUAACACCGACUUUGAUGCCGUGGCUCAGAUCCGUGGCGAGGCGUUCUUCUUCAAAGGGAAGUACUUUUGGCGACUGACCCGAGACCGGCACCUGGUGUCCUUGCAGCCGGCAGAGAUCCAGCGGUUCUGGCGAGGACUGCCGGCCAACAUGGGGGGCGUGGACUCGGCAUACGAGAGAACCACUGACCACAAAAUAGUCUUCUUCAAAGGAGAACGCUACUGGGUUUUCAAAGACAACAAUGUAGAGGAGGGCUACCCGCGAUUCAUCGCUGACUUUGGCCUCACGGUGAAGAGCGUAGACGUGGCCUUUGUCUCGCCCCACAACGACACCACCUACCUGUUCAAGGGCAAUCAGUACUGGAGGUACGAUGACCAUUGGAGGAAGAUGGACCCAGCUUACCCAAAGCCAACAACACUGUGGAAGGGUUUGCCCAGUGGAGUAGAUGAUGCCAUGCGUUGGUCUGAUGGAGCAACGUACUUCUUCAAGGGCAAGCAGUACUGGAAGGUGUCGGGCAACAACAUGGAGGUUGACCGAUCGUCACCACAGCCAGUGGGCAGGGACUGGCUGUCGUGCAGUGGGAUGCAAGCGGACUCGUCUAUAGGGGAGCGGGCCGAGUCGCGCCCGCGGUCAGCCCCGCAACCCGGGCACGAGACGGGCGGCGAGAGAAGGAACUGCACGUGUGGGUCGGGGGCGGUGACCCCACGACCUGCCAUCCCACUGAGACACGAGGCGUUCCUCCCUCUCCUCCUUGCCCUGCCCCUCUGCCUGGGCACCGUGUAACGGGCAACGCCGGGGUUACGCCAACACCAGCGGCUGCUCCACCGGCCCGGUGACAGUUCACCGCCCGCCAGCCCACACGCCCGCCGUGGGUCAGUCUCGCCGACAAGUCCAGGGAGCAUCAGAGGAAGGAGCGAAGACGCCAACACUGGCUCCAUGUGGCACUGUAUCCCCGACACUGUCUCUCCAACACAACUACCCACUGCAAGACAGCCCGACCUCUCGCCUGCCCCGCCACAGAAACACUGGGGCUUCAUAUCCCUACGGGCAAGGCUGGAACAGAGUCCAAGAUCCCAUGGUGGCGACCAACACAUGUUCUCAGCUCCUGGCCACAGAUUAUUUAUAUAUAUAUAUAUAUAUUAUUAUUGUUUUUCACUCAGUGGCCAGCGGGAAACUUGUUCAUUAGUUCCCUGGCUGGGUUUGGUGUCGGUCCUGAUGCUGGGACAGCUACCUCCAGUGGUAGAUACCUCUAGAUGGAGAGAUACCAACAUUGGGAGAGAGGUGGGGAGUCUUCUGUGUAGGGGAGGGGGGUGGAGGGGAGUGGGGUAUCUUUGCAGGGGGUAAUAUCUGUAGAGGGAGAGAUACUUCCAGAGGGAGGAAGGUCUCUGGAGAGGGAGAUAUCUCCGGGAAGUCCCAUGGUCAGACAGAUGCGGAGAGGUUUGGAACUCUUGGUGAUUGUUUUGUGUGCCCGUGGCCUCUGGUUCUCUCAGUUUCCCCCCCCCCCCCCCCCCCCCC
Messenger RNA from Leucoraja erinaceus (little skate), 2487 nucleotides. It is a transcript of the gene mmp17a, whose product is annotated as matrix metallopeptidase 17a. The transcript is spliced from 10 exons. Lineage: Eukaryota; Metazoa; Chordata; Chondrichthyes; Rajiformes; Rajidae. Gene Ontology annotation, biological process: extracellular matrix organization; proteolysis; collagen catabolic process. Gene Ontology annotation, molecular function: metalloendopeptidase activity; zinc ion binding. Bases 34 to 1755 code for a protein of 573 amino acids. The record is from RefSeq and is a predicted model, not a curated record. Gene Ontology annotation, cellular component: extracellular matrix.